CCUUAUCUAUGAUUGAUGUGAUUAUAAUUUCGCGCGUUUUUGAAUUCGGUAUCUUAGAAAACGAUAAAUACUAGUACUUUUAAUUUAUAUAUAACUAUAAAUAUAUAGAUAAAUAAAAGAAAACAUUAUUAAAUAAGUUCAAUAUUCGAACAAAUAUGAGUCUUUGGGUGGAUAAAUAUCGUCCAACAACACUCGGAAAGUUGGAUUAUCAUAAAGAACAAGCAAAUUAUUUAAAAAACAUGAUACAAAAAGGAGAUUUUCCACAUUUAUUAGUUUAUGGACCAUCAGGGGCAGGAAAAAAGACUCGUAUAAUGUGUAUUAUAAAAGAAUUAUAUGGAAGUGGAACUGAAAGAUUAAGAAUGGAAACAAUGACAUUUGAAACACCUUCUAAGAAAAAAUUAGAAAUUUCAACAAUAAGCAGCAACUAUCAUAUUGAAGUAAAUCCAAGUGAUGUUGGCAUAUAUGAUAGAGUUGUAGUGAUGGAUUUAGUAAAAACAACAGCUCAAACACAUCAGAUAGAUCCAAAUGGCCAAAAAGAAUUUAAAGUGGUAUUACUCACAAAUGUGGAUCAAUUGACAAAAGAUGCACAACAUGCUCUUCGAAGAACUAUGGAGAAAUAUGUUGCUACAUGUAGAUUAAUACUUUGUGCAAAUUCAACAUCUCGUGUAUUGCCAGCCAUUAGAUCACGAUGUUUAGGAAUUAGAGUUCCAGCACCAUCAAUAAAAAAUAUAAAAGAUAUUUUGCAUACAAUUUGUAAACGCGAAGGUUUAACAUUACCAGAUGAACUGGCUACAAGAUUGGCAGAAACUAGUGGUAGAAAUCUUAGAAGAGCUAUAUUAAUGCUUGAAGCUUGUAAAGUUGAACAAUAUCCAUUUACUGCAGAUCAAAAUAUUACAGAACCAGACUGGCAAGUGUAUAUUCGUAAUACAGCAAAUAUGAUGGUCAGUGAACAAAGUCCAAAGAAACUUCUUGCAAUAAGGGAUAGACUUUAUGAAUUAUUAACUCAUGCAAUUCCAUGUGAUUUAAUAUUUAAAGGCCUUUUACAAGAAUGUAUAAAAAAUUGUGAUCUUCAGCUAAAAAUUGAAAUUGCAACAGUUGCAGCAGAAUAUGAACAUAGAAUGCAUAAAGGGUCAAAACCAAUUUUUCAUUUAGAAGCAUUUGUUGCGCGAUUUAUGGCAAUUUAUAAAAAAUUUAUUGAUUCAUCUCUUGAAGGUUUUGUAUGAUAUAUUUAUUAACAUAUUCGCAUAUAUUAAAAUAUAAUUAUUCAAAUAUAAAUAUAAUUGUUAAAUAAAUUGA
Apis mellifera (honey bee) is the source of this 1296-nucleotide messenger RNA. RefSeq names its product replication factor C subunit 3 (gene RfC38). The transcript has 6 exons. Bases 156 to 1223 code for a protein of 355 amino acids. NCBI's taxonomy places the organism in Eukaryota, Metazoa, Arthropoda, Insecta, Hymenoptera, Apidae. Gene Ontology annotation, cellular component: DNA replication factor C complex; nucleus. The record is from RefSeq and is a predicted model, not a curated record. Gene Ontology annotation, biological process: DNA-templated DNA replication; DNA repair. Gene Ontology annotation, molecular function: DNA clamp loader activity; DNA binding; ATP hydrolysis activity.